GGUAUGGAUUUUUAUAGAAGUAAAUAUGUGCCACCAGGAUUUGAAUUUGAAAUGUAGUGAUCACGUUUUCAGUUUAUGUAUUUCAGCCGCUUUCUUAGUAUGUGACGUCACGUGACUAAGAAAGCGGAACUGCGAUUGGCUAAGUCUUCGGUUCUGACCUGAAGUCACCCUGCCUGGUGGCACAGACGGUGAAUUUCGGACAGCGAAUUGUACACAGUCGAAUUGUUAACAUUGAAAAGUUACACUGAAAUACAACUAUUGAAAAUGAGCUCACUGGACAUUUCAAAUUCAAAUCCUGGUGGCACAUAUUUACUUCCGUGCGUUUUCGGGGCUCGACUUCCAACUACCAAAUGUCACUUUGCUGAGUCAAACUGGCUUCACGGGCUAGCUAAACAAAAGAAAAAUUGUGGGACGCCCUUCAAAAUGGCCGCUGCGAGCCAAAAUGGCAGAUUGUGUACAGUUGAGCAAAAGUGGGAGCACGUGUGGGGAAAGGAAUAGUAAGACAUUGUUGUUCCACUAGUGCGCUACAAACAAGGAGCGUACUAGUACACUGACAUUGAACCGCAUUUCAUGGAUCUCGAAUAAACGGCUUUGGUAGAUCACGUACGUCGAAGUGGUUUGAGUAUUUUCAAUAUCCAGCUCAAAGUUGCACUAGUAGGCCCCGCAUGGACACACUUUGACCUUCACGCGGGAACGGAUGGAGUCAGGGCGGGGCUUGCGCCCAGGCCACCGCCACGCUGCCGUCGUCCGAGCCAAUCGCGCGCAGGCGACCUGCUUCGUAGGUCGGCGGCCGCACGCGUAAGGUAACGUGGACCCCGACCAGAGUUCAGAUGUCCCCCAAUGCGUUCGUUGCCACGUCUUUUUCCGCCUUAACCGUCGACGUUUCUCCACCGUUUGAAAAAAUGUUCAUCCAGCUCAUUGGUGACUUCAGUGGAAUUGUUCACCGUGGAACCAAAAUGUCCACGUCGGAAAAAAUGAAAUGGGCCAUUUCGAAAUAUUUGCAUAAUUUUGACCGAUUUGAAGCCAUUGCGACUUUUCCAUCCUUCAUUGGAGUCAAUAUUCCUUCGGCGAUUUGCGCACACUUUUUUUGCUCGAUCCCACACGCACGGCGGGAAGGCUGGCUCGGAUGGUGUCGGGCUUUGUGGCAGAUGUGCGGCGAAACGUGCGUUUUAUUGUCGAAGGAAGGCCCGAGCGUGUUUUUCAAGCGCCCGCCGCGCUUUUCGCUUUGCGUCGGCUGGCAGGCGGCAUCGCGGGCGGCAUCGAGAUCUGCGUCACCUUCCCCACCGAGUACGUCAAGACUCAACUGCAGCUGGACGAGAAGGCCAACCCGCCCAAGUACAGAGGCAUCGGUGACUGCGUCAAGCAGACUGUCAGCGGCCACGGCGUCAGGGGUCUGUAUCGGGGUCUCAGCUCGCUGCUCUACGGCUCCAUCCCCAAAGCCGCCGUCAGGUUCGGCGUCUUUGAGCUCCUCAGCAACCGGAUGCGCGACCAGAACGGCAAGCUGGACAGCAAGCGCGGCUUCCUGUGCGGCCUCGGAGCCGGCGUGGCCGAGGCCGUGGCCGUCGUCUGCCCCAUGGAGACGGUCAAGGUCAAAUUCAUCCACGAUCAGACCUCGGCCAACCCCAAGUACAAGGGCUUCUUUCACGGGGUGCGCGAGAUCAUCAGAACUCAAGGCCUGAGAGGAACCUACCAAGGGUUGACGGCCACCGUGCUCAAGCAAGGCUCCAACCAGGCCAUCCGCUUCUACGUCAUGACCUCGCUCAGGAACUGGUAUAAAGGCGACGACCCAAACAAAUCCAUUAACCCCUUGAUAACGGGAAUGUUUGGCGCGCUCGCCGGAGCGGCCAGCGUCUUCGGGAACACGCCGCUGGAUGUCAUCAAAACCCGAAUGCAGGGUCUGGAAGCGCACAAGUACAAAGGCACCGUGGACUGCGCCAUGAAGAUCAUGAAGCACGAAGGUCCCAGGGCGUUCUACAAAGGUACCGUGCCUCGUCUGGGUCGGGUGUGCUUGGACGUGGCCAUCGUCUUCAUCAUCUACGAGGAGGUGGUGAAGGUCCUCAACAUGGUCUGGAAGACGGACUGACAACGGAGCCGCCUGACGGGCCCAAACCGGUUUCUCCCAGUCCCCGCUUCUUCUCCCGUCUACCUCUGAGUUGAGUGAAAAGUGAGAGUCGCCCGGUUGUCGGGAAACGCGCCCGCUGAGUGUGUGGAAAUGUGGACGCGAGCCGGGACGGGUUUGAACCCAACUGGCCGCAGCAACAACAACUCCGUUACAACAACUUACAGAAAAGAAUUUAACCACCAACAAAUCAAACCCUCUUACGGAUGCAAUUUACAUUCCAUACUUUCCUGAUAAAUGAAAUGUUAUGGAAAACAUUCAGCCUUUAAGUGCCUACUCGCUGUCAUUUGAGCUUUAUGUGAGGUGUGCGAUAGAUAGUGUCAUGUUUUUUUUUUUUUUGCUUUGCUUUUCAAGUAUGAUUGAAGAGUCCCUUCGUCGCCAUUCCACAGAAUUUACUUGGGUGCUUUUAAGAUGACGUACAUGAUAUGAAUCGCCACGCUCAUUCUUUGAAUGUCAGCGUUUGCGUUUUACUUGCCGAGCUCAGCACCGGCCCGACUUUCAUACACGGGCCGGAUAUCGUUAUCACUUGUAUGCGUAUUCCCACGACGCGGGUUCUCAAACUGUUUGACUUCAAGGAGACAAAGAUUUCGUGAACGUAAGAACCAGAUCAAUCAAAAUUAAUAAUUGAAAGAGCAAAUGUAAAGAAGUAGAGGAUCAUGCAAAUGAAAAGUCAGUUGCGGAUCAGUCGGUGGAGCGGGUCGUCCGGUCACCGAAGGGUGGCCGGUUGGAAUCCCGGCUCCCGGAACAACCUGGUGCAAGGCGCAGAAGCCGGACUUGCUCCUAUUGGGCCUGGCUCCAGAUGCCCUUUGCUGUUUGAAUGUGGCUAUGAAUGGAAACUACCCUGAUUGUGAUUCUUACCAUAAAAGCGCUUUACACAAUAAGAGCAAAGGAAGAUAUAAAUGACUCUGGGAUAGUCGGCUGUAAGUGAUUUUCUUUUCUUUUCAUUUUUGCUUUUCAUACUACUUGACUGAUUUUUGUGUUUUGUUUCUCUUUUAAUGCUUGUAUGCUGUAUGUGAUUUAUUUUGUUUAUUUUUUGUCUCUUAUUGGGAUGCCAGUCCCCACUUCUAUACAAUUAUUGCAAACCUUGCGGACCCCAGUUCGAGAAUCUGUGUCAAAAUAGUUUUCAGUCUUUUUUUUUUUUUUUUUUGAACGCUCACAAAUAAUA
Messenger RNA from Syngnathoides biaculeatus (alligator pipefish), 3284 nucleotides. It is a transcript of the gene slc25a1b, whose product is annotated as slc25a1 solute carrier family 25 member 1b. Gene Ontology annotation, biological process: mitochondrial citrate transmembrane transport. The coding region runs from base 1127 to 2083 and encodes 318 amino acids. The record is from RefSeq and is a predicted model, not a curated record. NCBI's taxonomy places the organism in Eukaryota, Metazoa, Chordata, Actinopteri, Syngnathiformes, Syngnathidae. The transcript has 8 exons.